AUGGAGGAACUCGAAGAUGACGUUCGCCAGGAUAGGUCAAUUGUACGGGUUGUGAUUGAUUCCUUACUUCUACCCCUUCGCAUCGCGACAUCGCCAGCCCUGCUACGAACGUACCUGCGCACCGCACUUCUCUUCAUCGCAUCCACUAUCCUCUUCGGCUUCGCCGUCGUAGCGUAUUCUUCCUUUUACUAUGCCUACAUUCCCGUCCGCGGCAUAGUCGUACCUGUAUAUCUCCAGUACGACCACAGUCCAGCAGUGGUCUUACAUCCACCCGCCCAAGUGAGCGGCGUGCCAACCGGCAAAGCAGCAAAAUGGCCGUACGGACUCGCCAACAUACCCGGGCUCGUGGACCGCCAAAAGUACGACGUAGUCGUUGAACUCGACCUACCGAGAAGCAAAACAAACCUUCAUGCGGGGAACUGGAUGGUCGGCCUGGAAUUCCGCGGCCCCACGACACUCGGACAGGGCGUAAAGCAUAUGCUGGGCUGGGACGAAGAGUGGAACGUCGAAGACCACAGUCAAGGCGGUGCGCCUGGCACCACAGCCGAGAAAGUCGUAACAGACGAUUUGACAACUCAAACCCCUACCGUCCUUGCCCGAAGCAAAAGACCGGCAAUCCUCACAUACCGCAGCCGCAUACUCGAGAUGAUGUACCGCUUCAUGCGCCUCCCGCUGUACCUGCUAGGCAUGCACACCGAAUCCGAGCACAUCACCAUCAAAAUGAUGGAAUCCAUCAUGUUCGAGCCCGGCCACCGCAACGUCCCAUCCUCGCUGCGCCUCGAACUGCGCUCCAAAGCGCCACUCGAAGUCUAUCGCGCGAGCGUGCACAUUACCGCUCGCCUCGAGGGAAUCCGCUGGCUCAUGUAUCGCUACCGCAUUCUCAGCGCUAUCCUUGGUAUCUUGUCGUUUUGGGCCAUGGAAAUGUGUGUGUUGCUAGUCACAUGGGGGGCGUUUACGCUGCUUGCUUCGUCUUUUUCUUUCUCAUCGACAAUGGGGGAUGGUGAUGAUGAUGAGGAGGAGAAACAAAAGAAGAAGAAGAAGAUGAUUAAAGCAGAGGAAUCGGAUCCAGGGACACCGUUUAGCGAGACUAGUCGUACGUUUCCUACCUUGCCUUCGCAAUAUCCUCUUUCGUAUAGCUCGUCCGCUGGUGGUGUUAAGCGCGAGGAGAGUGAGGUGGCGUUGAAGGAUAUUCCGGUCAAGGAGGAGGCUGAGGCGGAUGAUGAAGAUGAGGAUUUUUUGCUCGAAGUUCCGUUGCCGGUGGGCGUGGAGAGGGAGGCGGUGUUUACGGAUUCGGGGCUAGGGACGGGGUUAGAGAGUGGGGUUGAGAGGGGGGCUGCGAGGAGGAGGGGGAUGAAGGGGGAGUGA
Bipolaris maydis ATCC 48331 is the source of this 1365-nucleotide messenger RNA. Its product is annotated as putative adipose-regulatory protein-domain-containing protein. NCBI's taxonomy places the organism in Eukaryota, Fungi, Ascomycota, Dothideomycetes, Pleosporales, Pleosporaceae. The record is from RefSeq and is a predicted model, not a curated record. Gene Ontology annotation, cellular component: endoplasmic reticulum membrane. Gene Ontology annotation, biological process: lipid droplet organization; lipid storage.